CUGCAGCCCCCGUGGCGGCCCGGCUGCCCGCGUCCCGCUCCCGGGCCAGCAUGAGCCGCUACGUGCUGCCGCUGUCCGUGCUGGGCACGGCGAUGGGCGGCGCCGUGCUGCUCAAGGACCACGUCGCCGGCGGGGCCUGCCCCAGCAAGGCCACCAUCCCCGGGAAGACGGCCAUCGUGACGGGGGCCAACACGGGCAUCGGGAAGCAGACGGCCCUAGAGCUGGCCAGGAGAGGGGCCAGGGUCAUCCUGGCGUGUCGUGACAUGGGCAAGUGCGAGGCGGCGGCCAAGGACAUCCGCGGGGAGACCCUCAACCACCACGUGAGCGCCCGGCACCUGGACCUGGCCUCCCUCAGGUCCGUCCGCGAGUUUGCCGCGAGGAUCAUUGCAGAGGAGGAGCGAGUGGACGUUCUCAUCAACAACGCGGCCGUGAUGCGGUGCCCGCACUGGACCACCGAGGACGGCUUCGAGAUGCAGUUCGGUGUCAACUACCUGGGUCACUUCCUGUUGACCAACUUGCUGCUGGACAAGCUGAAGGCCUCAGCGCCCUCCCGCAUCGUCAACCUCUCGUCCUUGGCCCACGUGGCCGGCCACAUAGACUUUGACGACCUGAACUGGCAGACGCGGCGCUACGACACCAAGGCCGCCUACUGUCAGAGCAAGCUGGCCGUCGUCCUCUUCACCAAGGAGCUGAGCCGGCGGCUGCAAGGCACCGGUGUGACCGCCAACGCGCUGCACCCCGGCGUGGCCCGGACGGAGCUGGGCAGACACACCGGCAUGCACAACUCCACCUUCUCCAGCCUCACCCUCGGACCGAUCUUCUGGCUGCUGGUCAAGAGCCCGCAGCUGGCGGCCCAGCCCAGCGUCUACCUGGCCGUGGCAGAGGAGCUGGAGGGGGUUUCUGGAAAGUACUUCGAUGGGCUCAGGGAGAAGGCGGUAGCCCCUGAAGCCGAGGACGAGGAGGUAGCCCGGAGGCUUUGGGCUGACAGUGCCCGUCUGGUGGGCUUGGAGGUGCCCCGUGCAGCCUCCGUCCCCAAGUAGCCUCCGGAGCAGAGAGCCACCUGGGUCUCCAGGCCGGGCCAAGACGGACUGCUGCUGGCGUGCCCUUGUCGUCCACCAGGGGGCGGUGUGACACCAUGAGAGCCUCGAGACCCAGGCCUGCUGGCUGCCACGCCCACGGCACCCUCUAGGGGGCAGUGCCGACACCACCUGUGCCUCGAGAUGAACUGCUGGCUCCUGUGCCCGCAGCGCCCUCUAGCGGGACAGGGCUGGCACCACAUGGACCCAAGGAUGACUGGCUGCCAUGCCCACAGCGCUCCCCAGGGGGCAGGGCUGGUCCCGUGUGUCUGUCGGCCUCAGCGCCCUGGGUGGGUUGCCUGGCGCCGGGUCUCUACCGCCCCCAGGUGACUCCUUUGGGAAUCUGCGCUGGGAGUGGCUGGGAGCGGUCGGUUCCCCCUGGCUGGGGUGGGGUGGGGGUGCCGGAAGCCCUCGCUGGCGGCAGCGGCCUGUGUGGAGUUAACAGUGAGCCGUCUGACCCCGUGGAGUGCCUGGUGCCUCCCGGCACCUCGUGUGUGUCCGUCCCUGAGUUUUCCCAGCCGGGGGAUAGGCAGUCACUCCCACCUCGCAGGAGGCUGUGGGUCCCAGGCCGGACCCUGUGCACGGGGCACAGGCAGACACACCCCUGGCCUUGUCGCUGGGUCGCCUCGGGACACCGGCUGCUGACCGCCUGGCCGGGGACCUCGCCUCCACUUCCUGCGGUGGCCCAAGCCGCAGACGCUCACAGCGCCCUGAGCAGUGGUGGGCUUGGAUGUGCCCCACGUCUGGCCGAGGCAAGCCGCAGGUCUUUUUUCGCGUGAGGAAGUGGCUGUGGGAUGGACCAACCCCACGUCUGUUCCUUCUAGGAAAUUAAAAAAUUGUUAAACCCCCACCUUGAAAGGAAAGGGUUAUUUAUUUGAAAGGUAGAGAGAGAGAGAGCGAGCGAGCGUGCUUCCACCCGCUGUUCACUCCCCAAAUGGCCACAACAGCCAGGGCUGGGCCAGGCUGAAGCCAGGA
Messenger RNA from Lepus europaeus (European hare), 2051 nucleotides. It is a transcript of the gene RDH13, whose product is annotated as retinol dehydrogenase 13. Gene Ontology annotation, molecular function: oxidoreductase activity. The record is from RefSeq and is a predicted model, not a curated record. Lineage: Eukaryota; Metazoa; Chordata; Mammalia; Lagomorpha; Leporidae. The transcript is spliced from 7 exons. Bases 51 to 1040 code for a protein of 329 amino acids.